Molecule: messenger RNA, 393 nt
Organism: Miscanthus lutarioriparius
Lineage: Eukaryota; Viridiplantae; Streptophyta; Magnoliopsida; Poales; Poaceae
Source: the annotation of a GenBank genome assembly
AUGUCGGCGCCGAGGAGCUGCCCGGAGCGUCGACGAAACCUGCUGAAAAUAGGGACAUUAUGGAAGAGGUGUCGAAGACUCAUGAGGCCAUGCAAAGAAUUGCUAGACAAACUAAGUGUCUCAUUAACUGGUGAGGAGCUUGAGAUUAUUGGCAAGCUCUACCAGCAAGCUAUGAAACUGGAAGUGCAGUUCUUUUCUCCUCAGCUUGUAGACCAACCUGUUGUAGCUCCACUUUCAAGAUUUAAUGCUUGUAGACCAGCAAGCCUACUUCCUCCAGAAGAAUCAAAGUCACUAGAAUAUAAUAAACUGUAUGAAGGAAUGGAGGUGCUAGCUGAUUUUGAGAAGCUUGCAAAUUCUAGGGUUGUCGACUCUGGUGUCUUGAGGGGUGAAUAA